Malurus melanocephalus (red-backed fairy wren) is the source of this 1360-nucleotide messenger RNA. Its product is annotated as oxidative stress-responsive serine-rich protein 1-like. Gene Ontology annotation, biological process: cellular response to hydrogen peroxide. Lineage: Eukaryota; Metazoa; Chordata; Aves; Passeriformes; Maluridae. The transcript is spliced from 4 exons. Bases 300 to 1211 code for a protein of 303 amino acids. The record is from RefSeq and is a predicted model, not a curated record.
AAUUAAAAAAAAAAAAAAACUAAAAAGGCAAGAUUUAAAAGUUGUUAUCCCGCGGGCCGUGUGCUGCCCCCUGGGGCCGUGGCUCGGAACGGCCGGGAGCUGGUGACCGAGGCUUUACGUGCCCGUCCYCAGCCCGCGAUGGAUGGAGGUGGCCGGGCCGUGUGUCCCAUCGCGGGAGCGGGGCUGGGUGACUGGCGCUGCGCUCUGCGGGGCUUGCAGUGCGGUGGUGCUGGGAAAUGGCCAAAAAUAAAAUGAAAAAGGGAAGGUGUGUGUUUUCCUAGGAGGCAACGAACCAGUACAUGGUAAUUCUAUCACCUUCUGGCCAUCCAAUGAUGAAAUCAGAAGCUAAGGAUGGAGAAGAGGAAAGCCUGCAGACAGCAUUCAAAAAGCUGAGAGUUGACACAGCUGGAUCUACCACCUCUCUCUCUGUGGGUGAUGGGACAAGUGCCCGAGCAAUAGUUAGAACAGUGGCAGAUGAAACCAAACCUAAGACUGUGUGUGCUUCUAAGGAAACCUGGCAUGGGUCUGUGAAGAAGCCUUCGAGAGGAGUUGUGAGAACCCAGCGUCGUAGGCGUUCCAAGUCUCCAAUUCUUCAUCCACCAAAGUUUAUCCAUUGCAGCACAAAAUCCCAUUCCACAUGCAGCCAGCUGGUGCAGAAGAGCCAGGCUGAUGCCCAGGAGGACAGCAGUGGGUUYGGGAUGCCAAUCCCAAAGGAAGCUUGUGCACACGAACACUGCAGUGUCGUUCCGGAUGUUGGCCAGAAGGGAGCUGAUGAGUCUYUGGGAGUUUCUGUUUCACAGUUGCCAUCAGAGAACAGACAGGAGAACUCUCCAGCUGCAGCUUCUCUAGUAUCCAAAGCAAACCCAAAGACUGUGGAGCUUGCUGACUUCCAGUCCAUGUCCAGGCUGAACCUGAGUAAGCCGUGUGCAUGUGCAGAUAAAGCCUGUCAGUGCAAACUGUGGCAAGAUAUGGAAGURUACAAAUUCUCUGGCUUGCAGAACACCCUCCCACUGGCACCUGAUAGAACAGUUUCUGAGGAGCACUCCCAGCCUUUGCCAUCAAGAACUCCCUCAAGUUCUCCACGCUCUUGCUCUGAGCAAGCCAGGGCCUUUGUGGAUGAUGUGACAAUUGAAGACCUUUCGGGUUACAUGGAGUAUUACCUGUAUAUUCCAAAGAAAAUGUCUCACAUGGCAGAAAUGAUGUAUACCUGACAGCGCUGAGCACUAAAACCAGAAGGGUGGCUGGUUUGAAUCUGCCCUCAGGCACGUUGUGUGAAGAUACAACCCACUCCCUGCUCACUGUGCUUCCAAUAAAAACACUUCUUUGCAUCUCAGCUGAUGUUUGUUAUUUAAGCUGGACA